UGUGAGGUAUGCUUCCCUGCCUCCAGCAGUGGGCAGUGGUCACGCGACCUUCAGUGUGGUUGUAGACGCAGUUAUAAGAACACUUCACACACUCCCCAUCAUGGCUAAGAAAAAGAUGUGGGGUGGUCGUGAGUUCUGGGGAUUUGGAUCAGAACACGACCCGGACUGGAUCCUCACUGAGAAACAAAAGAAAAUCCAAGCUGACCUCAUUGAGGUGUGCAGAGUUAAGAUCAGACCCCAGGCAAUCAUCUGUGACCGCAAAUAUGAGUUUCCAAGAGAAUCUUUAAACGCCUUGGCUGAGAUAGGUCUUCUUGGUCUGCUGGUGCCUGAGGAACUGGGAGGUCUGGGGGAGAACCACGUAUGUUGUUCCAUGGUCUGUGAGACCUUAGCUCGCUAUGGCUGCCCAUCUACCGCCAUGGUCUACACAAUGCAUAUAGGAGCUGUUGCCAAUCUGCUGUUCCGUCAUCAUAACAGUCGCCGCAUCAAGGAGCUGCUGUCUCGCCUGGACAAGGACAAACUGGUUGGCACACUCUCCUACUCCGAUCCUGUUACAGGUGGUCACUUUUGGUUUCCAAUGUCUUCCAAGGUGCAGUACGUUGAUAAAGAAACGAUCCAACUCCUUAAAUUUGGAUCGUGGUGCACCAGUGCUGGAAAUGCUGACUGGUACGUUGUACAGACCAUCAGUCCUGACUACGGCGGUGAUUACUCCAAUCUUUCCUGCUUCCUCAUCUAUAAGGAUGAAGUACGUGCCAACACGGACGACUGGCAGGCACUGGGCAUGCACGGCAACAUGUCUGGACCACUGGUAAUUGAGGGCAAGUUUAACCUGGACAGAAUGAUUGGACCACCUGGUGACGGCCGCAUGAGUAACGAUGAGACUGGAGACCCAUACUUCCUGAUCUGCACCGCUUCUGUGUGGAACGGUAUCUCUCUGGCCUGCCUUGACGUGGCUAAGAUGCAUGUUACCCGCAAAACUCAUGCUGACAUGGGCAUGCGUGUGUGUGACUACCCUACUAUACAGGAUUACUUCGGAGACUGUACAGCGGACACCAACUCCUCACGAGCGUUCACCUUCAUGAUGUGUCAAGCCUUGGAUACCAACACCAACAACAAUGACUGGUCACUUUACACUGACCUGAAGUUCCAAGCAAGAGCGCAAUUAUUCCACUGGCUUUUCCAAACUAAGUUUAUUGCUGCCAAGAAUGUGUCUACAGUUUCUGACACGAUGUUGCAUGCCUGUGGUGGAACAGGCUACAAGAUCGAGCUCGGUCUGGAGCGACUCUUGAGGGAUGCUAAAGCAGGCUGGGUGAUGGGGCCUUCCAAUGAGGUGAUAAGACAAAUUGUGGGCAAGUUUGUUUUAUUAGGCCCAGAGUCCAUUGACUUUUGGGACCAACAUCCCAACGAGCGAAUGAUUCACCACGAGCUGCAGAAGAUGAACCUCAGUGAGAAGAAGAAGCUGGUCAAGGCUCUGCUGGAGGAUGUACAGGCGGAGGAGAGGGGCGCUGAGGCCAAGCAUCCAUUCCAGGAAACUGACUUUGAAAACCCCUUCAACACGUGUCCACCUGCAGUUAAUGACCAGGUCAUCAAGACGAAUGAUGGAGUGAAUCAUGCCCCAGCACUCAAGCCUGACCAGUGGGUACCUCUCACCCUCCAGUCUAACAAACUUGUUAGUGAGAAGAUGGGAGCUUUUGUCUUCUCUCUGCCUAACAAGACUGACCACUCAGGAUGUUUACCAGGGCAGUAUGUUGCUGCUAAAGUCACAGUCCAGGGCAAGGAACAUCUGCGUUACUUUUCACCCGUGUCUUGUCCAGAUGACUUCGGUCACAUUGACCUGGUGUUGAGGUUUGAGACUCAGGGAGUCAUGUCCUGCUACUUCAAGACUCUCAGGCCAGGGGAUAAAGUAGACUUCCAGGGACCAUGUGGAGGGUUCGAAUAUGAAGCCAACCAGCUGGAUGAGCUCACUCUGCUGGCGUCUGGAGGUGGUGUCACUCCAGCUGUACAACUCAUCCGCUCCAUCCUCACUAACAACCAGGAUAAAACAAAGAUCACACUAUUAUACUUCUCUGAAAAUUAUAAUGAAAUCCUCUUCCGUGAGGAGCUUGACCAGUACGCAGAGAGUGAGAAGCGGCUGCGACUGGUGUACACCCUGGGUGAGGCUCCAGAAAACUGGGACGGUGAGGAGGGUUUCAUAGACACACAUAUGAUUGCCAGACAUAUUGGCAAGCCUAAUGGAAUACGACAUAAGAUUGUGAUGUGUGGUGGACCAAGUAUGAGUAUGUCGUGUCUACACUCCCUCCGUUCACUUGGCUUCCCCUCUUCAUGUAUCUUCAUUUACGGCCAGUGUGGUUCAGAGUUAGUGAAGGCAGUGUAUGGUAAAAAUGUCCAGCUGGCCACUCACCGCUGUGACAAUGUUGUCUAGAGGAGAGUCAUGCCACUGGCACCAUCAGCACCUGCUUGGAUUAUCAUGGGUAAUUUAUACUAUGUAUGAUAAUUGUACUGAUGUGUACCUGUACCUAAAGAAACUUAUUAAUCUUAUUUGUUAAAUGAUAAAUUAAAAUGUAAAAUAAUCUGAUUUGUACUUCAGUACAAAUCAGCUGACCCAUCAAGGCGAAAAUCAACCAUUUGGGUUAUUUUAGGUACGAUACAAGUUGUCCCAUCAACAAUUUGUUGAACUUAGGGAGUCAUAUAAACAGACAAUACAAUAAGUGUCAGGGGCCCGAGACUGUUCAACUGCCUCUCAGCAUGCAUAAGGGGGAUUACCAAUAGACCCCUGGCUGUCUUCAAGCUGGCACUAGACAAGCACCUAAAGUCGAUACCUGACCAGCCAGGCUGUGUAUUAAAGAGUCAGAAAAACUAUAUAAUGUAUAUUUCAUAGUCAGAAACACUGUGUGAUGUAUAUUACACGGUCAAAUACUACAUGAUUUAUAUUAGAGUCAGAAACACUAUACAAUGUAUAUUACAGAAACAAUAUAUGAUGAUACUAAUUGACAAGAAAAUAAUAUACAUCUAAUACUUGGAGAGAAUUUCGGGGGUCAACGCCCCCUGAGCCCGGUCUGUGACCAGGCCUCAUGGUGGAUCACGGCCUGAUCAACCAGGCUGUUACUGCUGGCCGCACGUAAUCUAACUCACGAACCACAGUCAGGCUGGUCAGGUACUGACUUUAGGUGCUUGUCUAGUGCCAGCUUGAAGACAGCCAGGGGUCUAUUGGUAAUCCCCCCUGUUGUAUGGUGGGAGGCAGUCGAACAGUCUUGGGCCCCUGACACUUACUGUGUUGUCUUUUAUCGUGCUAGUGACACCCCUGCUUUUCAUUGGGGGGAUGUUGCAUUGUCUACCGAGUCUUUUGCUUUCGUAAGGAGUGAUUUUCGUGUGCAAGUUUGGUAUUAGUCCCUGUAGGAUUUUCCAGAUGUAUAUAAUCCUGUAUCUCUCCCACCUGCGGUCUAGGGAGUACAGGUUGAGGAACUUCAAGCGUUCCCAGUAACUAAGGUGUUUUAUCUCCGUUAUGCGAACCGUGAAGGUUCUCUGUACAUUUUCUAGGUCAGCAAUUUCACCUGCCUUGAAAGGUGCUGUUAGUGUGCAGCAAUAUUCCAGCCUAGAUAGAACAAGUGACCUGAAGAGUGUCAUCAUGGGCUUGGCCUCCCUAGUUUUGAAGGUUCUCAUUAUCCAUCCUGUCAUUUUUCUAGCAGAUGCGAUUGAUACAAUGUUAUGGUCCUUGAAGGUGAGAUCCUCCGACAUGAUCACUCCCAGGUCUUUGACAUUAGUUUUUCGCUCUAUUGUGCGGUUGGAAUUUGUUUUAUACCCUGAUGAAGUUUUAAUUUCCUCAUGUUUUCCAUAUCGGAGUAAUUGAAAUUUCUCAUCAUUGAACUUCAUAUUGUUUUCUGCUGCCCAUUUAAAGAUUUAGUAGAUGUCCAACUGGAGUCUUGCAGUGUCUUCAUUGGAGGACACUGUCAUGGCAAUUCGGGUGUCAUCUGCAAAAGAAGACACGGCGCUUGGCUAUGUCCGAUAUGAGGAUGAGGAACAAGAUGGGAGCGAGUACUGUGCCUUGUGGAACAGAGCUUUUCACCGUAGCCGCCUCAGACUUGACUCUGUUGACUACUACUCUUUCUGUUCUGACAUAUCAAUUUCGUAGUAAUGUCCUAGGAUGUACCAUUACUAAGAUUAUUAUAAUACUAAUAAUUUUUACAAGCACGUGAUACGUAAUUGUUAGUAGUGAUUUUUUUUAAUCCACAAUAUUGGGAGUUUUGCUGACCUUUAGAAGAGUGCCAAAAAUUGUGUAUGGCACUGUAAUAGAGAGUGCCUGCACAGUGACACAGUAAAGAUGUGUAGUGAUGUGAACUGUGUCACCUGUGUCAUGAUGCUCUCGUGUAAUAUCUUUCCAAUAAAAUGUUUUUACUGC
This is a messenger RNA of Cherax quadricarinatus, 4393 nucleotides long. RefSeq lists its product as uncharacterized. The record is from RefSeq and is a predicted model, not a curated record. Lineage: Eukaryota; Metazoa; Arthropoda; Malacostraca; Decapoda; Parastacidae. Gene Ontology annotation, molecular function: oxidoreductase activity, acting on the CH-CH group of donors; flavin adenine dinucleotide binding.